AUGCAGCAGAUACUCGACGUACGUACUCACUCGCUCACUCGCACUGACACUCGCCCGCCUCAACGCCGCCACCGCCAUGCAGCAGAUACUCGACGUACGUACUCACUCACUCGCACUGACACUCGCCCGCCUCAACGCCGCCACCGCCAUGCAGCAGAUACUCGACGUACGUACUCACUCACUCGCACUGACACUCGCCCGCCUCAACGCCGCCACCGCCAUGCAGCAGAUACUCGACGUACGUACUCACUCACUCGCACUGACACUCGCCCGCCUCAACGCCGCCACCGCCAUGCAGCAGAUACUCGACGUACGUACUCACUCGCCCGCCUCAACGCCGCCACCGCCAUGCAGCAGAUACUCGACGUACGUACUCACUCACUCGCACUGACACUCGCCCGCCUCAACGCCGCCACCGCCAUGCAGCAGAUACCCGACGUACGUACUCACUCACUCGCACUGACACUCGCCCGCCUCAACGCCGCCACCGCCAUGCAGCAGAUACUCGACGUACGUACUCACUCACUCGCACUGACACUCGCCCGCCUCAACGCCGCCACCGCCAUGCAGCAGAUACUCGACGUACGUACUCACUCGCUCACUCGCACUGACACUCGCCCGCCUCAACGCCGCCACCGCCAUGCAGCAGAUACUCGACGUACGUACUCACUCGCUCACUCGCACUGA
Molecule: messenger RNA, 687 nt
Organism: Arctia plantaginis
Lineage: Eukaryota; Metazoa; Arthropoda; Insecta; Lepidoptera; Erebidae
Source: the annotation of a GenBank genome assembly